AGUUUUCUACAUGAAAAUAUGAUCGUCCACACAGAACGUCCAUGGGUUUCAACCUUCAUCAAAAGGCAAAUUCACUUGGAUUGAGUAUAAUGGACAGGCAGUGGCGGACUCUACACUGUGCAUCGAGUUCCUCAACAAGAAGCUGGGAGUGGACCUCAACAGGAACCUGAGUCCUGCUGACAGAGGAGUAGCUCAGGCGAUGCAGACCAUGGUGGAGGAUCAUCUAUACUGGUUCCUUGUCCUCUUCCGAUGGCAAUAUGACAACGACAAAUCUUUGAUGCUGAAUGCUUUUAAAAUAGGCAAGUUUACGUUUUGGAUGUUUCAACGACAAGUAAAAAAGCAAAUAUGGAGUCAAGGCUUGGGCCGACACACAGAAGAGGAGGGAACAGAAAUGUUUAAGAAGGAUCUACAAUCCCUGUCGGACUUCAUAGGGACCAAGAAGUUCCUGAUGGGGGACCAGCCCUGUGAGACGGACUGUGCGGUGUUCGGUAUGCUGUCAGAGUUCUACUGGCAGUUCAUGGGCACUGGACACAAGGACAUCCUCAAGGACAAAUACCCCAACCUGGCCGUCUACUGUGAACGUAUGAAGGAAAUGUUCUGGCCCGACUGGGACCAGUGCAUCACACAUGGUGGAACGAGGAAGACAACCAAGUAGUAACUUUUCCAGAGUGCUGUACUGACAGUUUUGGUAUAAUAUGAAUCAUUUGCUUGUUCUUCCAAAGUCUGUUGAUAUACUUUGGUUGUGAAAGGAGUUCAGAUUCUCUUUCGUGCACCAGUGAGUGAGUGUCUGACCUUGAUUGCGUGCGUGCGUGCGUGCGUGCGUGCGUGCGUGCGUGCGUGCGUGUUGAGGGCUAAGAGAAGUCGGUAGUUCUGAGACUGGUCGGGCUUCUAAUUGUACUUCAAUUAUAUAGUGUUGCCAUUCUUUUGUCCCUCACAGUAAAAAUUAAAUAUUACCUAAAGCAACGCUACACAUACUGAUUUACUACCUCCAUCUUCUUGGCAUGUCAGUAAUGUAUAUUGUGUGUCUUUGAAAUGAAAAUAGCUUUGUUUAAAAAAAAAUUGUAU
Messenger RNA from Haliotis rubra (blacklip abalone), 1065 nucleotides. RefSeq names its product failed axon connections homolog. The record is from RefSeq and is a predicted model, not a curated record. The coding region runs from base 200 to 655 and encodes 151 amino acids. Lineage: Eukaryota; Metazoa; Mollusca; Gastropoda; Lepetellida; Haliotidae. Gene Ontology annotation, cellular component: cytoplasm. The transcript has 4 exons.